This is a messenger RNA of Salarias fasciatus (jewelled blenny), 2955 nucleotides long. It is a transcript of the gene klhl12, whose product is annotated as kelch-like family member 12. The record is from RefSeq and is a predicted model, not a curated record. Gene Ontology annotation, molecular function: protein binding. Gene Ontology annotation, cellular component: COPII-coated ER to Golgi transport vesicle. Lineage: Eukaryota; Metazoa; Chordata; Actinopteri; Blenniiformes; Blenniidae. The coding region runs from base 393 to 2087 and encodes 564 amino acids. Gene Ontology annotation, biological process: COPII vesicle coat assembly; protein monoubiquitination. The transcript has 12 exons.
GACGGUCUGUUUACGUUGACUCUGUGAAGUCGCUGCUGCUGUGACCUGCUGCAGUUUAGUCAACGCUGUGUUGUAGCUGCAUGAGGAAAUUAAAAAAAAAAAGAAAAGAAAACCUGCGUCGGGAGAUAAUAUGACGCCGUUUUGACCGUCCAGACGUUUCAGCCGUCGCGGAGGCGGCGCUCAGUGCGGCCGGGCUCAGGUCGUCAUGGAUUCGCGGUAGUUGAGGGUCUUUUUCCUCAGACAGCGUGACUGACAGCGGGAGCUGGGACAAGGGACUUUGGUGCUACUAACGUUAGCUAGCGAGGCAACUUAGCUAGACGUUUUGAAUCAGCGUUACGGCGGCGACAGAUUCCCUCAGCAGUUUGAGGUCCUUAACGGAUUCUCAAGGCGUCAUGGCUCCGAAGGACAUCAUGACUAAUUCCCACGCCAAGUCCAUCCUCAACGCCAUGAACUCACUUCGCAAGAGCAACACGCUCUGCGACAUCACUCUGAGGGUGGAGAACACAGAUUUCCCUGCUCACCGGAUUGUGUUGGCCGCUUGCAGCGACUACUUCUGUGCCAUGUUCACCAGUGAGCUUGCAGAAAAGGGGAAAUCUUUCGUGGACAUUCAGGGGCUCAAUGCAUCUACGAUGGAGAUCUUGCUGGACUUCGUGUACACAGAGACGGUUCUGGUCACGGUGGAGAACGUGCAGGAGUUGCUCCCUGCGGCCUGCUUGCUGCAGCUCAAAGGAGUAAAAAGAGCGUGUUGUGAUUUUCUGGAGAGUCAGCUCGACCCCUCCAACUGUCUGGGCAUUCGAGACUUCGCAGAAACUCACAACUGCCUGGACCUGAUGCAGGCCGCUGAGCUCUUUUCCCAGAAGCACUUCUCCGAGGUCGUCCAGCAUGAGGAGUUCAUGCUGCUGAGCCAGACAGAAGUGGAAAAACUUAUAAAAUGUGAUGAAAUCCAGGUGGACUCCGAGGAGCCGGUUUUUGAAGCCGUGUUAAACUGGGUCAAACACAAUCGGAAGGAGCGAGAGCCCUACCUGCCCGACAUGCUGGAGUUUGUGCGAAUGCCGCUCCUGACGCCCCGCUACAUCACGGACGUCAUCGACGCAGAGCCUCUCAUCCGGUGCAGCCUGCCAUGCCGAGACCUCGUUGACGAGGCCAAGAAAUUCCACCUGAGACCGGAGCUGCGGAGUGAGAUGCAGGGCCCGCGCACGCAGGCCAGACUAGGUGCCAAAGAAGUCCUGCUAGUUAUCGGUGGGUUUGGAAGCCAGCAGUCGCCCAUAGACAUCGUCGAGAAAUACGAUCCCAAAACUCAAGAGUGGAGCUUCCUGCCUAAUAUCGCUCGGAAGCGGCGCUACGUGGCCACGGUGUCGCUCCACGACCGGGUGUACGUGAUCGGAGGUUACGACGGGCGGUCCAGGCUCAGCUCGGUUGAAUGUCUGGACUACACAGCGGAUGAAGAUGGCGUCUGGUACACCGUCGCCACCAUGAAUGUACGCCGCGGCCUCGCGGGAGCCACGACACUCGGAGACAUGAUCUAUGUGGCCGGGGGCUUCGAUGGCAGCCGGCGGCACACCAGCAUGGAGCGCUACGAUCCGAACAUCGACCAGUGGAGCAUGCUGGGAGAUAUGCAGACCGCUCGAGAAGGAGCAGGUCUGGUGGUGGCCAGUGGGCUCAUAUACUGUUUAGGCGGAUACGACGGACUGAAUAUCCUGAAUUCAGUGGAGCGCUACGACCCGCACACAGGCCACUGGACCAGCGUCACGCCCAUGGCCACCAAGCGCUCUGGUGCCGGCGUGGCUUUGCUGAACGACCACAUCUACGUGGUGGGAGGCUUCGACGGCGUGUCACACCUGGACUCAGUGGAGGUCUACAACAUCCGGACAGACUACUGGACCACCGUGGCCAGUAUGACCACCCCUCGGUGUUACGUGGGAGCGACCGUUCUCCGAGGAAGACUCUACGCCAUCGCAGGAUACGACGGGAACUCGCUCCUCAGCAGCAUCGAAUGUUACGACCCGGUCAUCGACUCCUGGGAGGUGGUCACCUCCAUGGCGACGCAGCGGUGCGACGCCGGCGUCUGCGUGCUCCGGGAGAAGUGACGGCCGGAGGAGAGCCGAGCGGCCGGACAGGCAGCUAGACUUUGCUAAAACUCCGCUGAAGCGGAGCCACAAAGGGAGAUGAUUGUUCGCCAGUAUGCAAAGAGGCACUCUUUUAAAGAAAAAAAAAACAAAAGAAAAAAGAAACCCAUAUAAUUCUCUGUGAAGCCCAGCAGUAUGGGACGGCCUCUUGAAACGACGGUUCACCCCUCGCCACUCAGAGAUGUGCUACAGAGAUUCAGCUUCACCUCAGAAGACGCCUCCGAGGAGCCCAUCACCACUUGCAUGACUCUUGUCGGUGGUUUACUCGUGUCUGUCGUUACCCGUGAGAUUAUUUUUUCAGUUUGUCCUCAAAGUGCAAUAUAUUUCUACUCAUCACACACGAACGAGUGGAGCAGACCCAGACUCCAGCUGCUGCUAUCUGCCUUAUACCUUUGGCCUCCGUAGGACAGUGGUCAUCCGUGUUGCCUCCCAUUAGACUGACGAUAACUGAGUGAGCUCAUUCGGCGUAUCUGAGAUCAUCGACGGUAUCUCAGCCCCCCCCCCCUUUUUUUGUAAACGCUUCCUGUAAAACUCUGCUUUUGGAUGGGAAUCACUUUAAUACAGAAGAUUUAAUACGUAUGGUUCCUCUCAGAAAAUAUAUUUCCAGACGAAUGUUGUUUCAGGAAAUGACUGAAUCGUGCCAGUUGAUUAUUCUAUUGUCCCUUGAUUUGGCAACAAAAAAAUUGAGAAGACAAAAGUAAUAACUAUGAGGUGCAUGUGAUGUAAUGUUUGUUUUUCCUUAGCAUAUAGAUCUGGACGUGUAUGUGUAAGCUAUACGGUCCGAACAUCACUGUUGCCUGGGAAGUAAAUAAACACACUGAGAACUCGU